Phaethon lepturus (White-tailed tropicbird) is the source of this 3776-nucleotide messenger RNA. RefSeq names its product cell division cycle and apoptosis regulator 1 (gene CCAR1). Gene Ontology annotation, cellular component: nucleus. The record is from RefSeq and is a predicted model, not a curated record. Gene Ontology annotation, biological process: regulation of DNA-templated transcription. The coding region runs from base 46 to 3495 and encodes 1149 amino acids. The transcript is spliced from 24 exons. Lineage: Eukaryota; Metazoa; Chordata; Aves; Phaethontiformes; Phaethontidae.
UUGCAGUUAUAGAAGAUAGACACCCAGGAGAUUUUGCCUUUCGCCAUGGCUCAGUUUGGAGGACAGAAGAAUCCCCCUUGGGCUACUCAGUUUACAGCCACUGCAGUAUCUCAGCCAGCUGCUCUUGGUGUACAGCAGCCAUCGCUGCUUGGAGCCUCUCCUACAAUAUACACCCAGCAGACGGCACUCGCAGCGGCAGGCCUAACUACACAAACACCAACGAACUAUCAGCUAACUCAGACAGCUGCUUUACAGCAGCAAGCUGCAGCUGCAGCAGCUGCGUUACAGCAGCAAUAUUCACAACCUCAGCAGACUCUCUAUAGUGUACAGCAACAGUUGCAGCAACCUCAGCAGACCCUUUUAACUCAGCCAGCUGUUGCACUACCUACCAGUCUUAGCCUGUCUACUCCUCAACCGGCAGCCCAGAUAACUGUUUCUUAUCCAGCACCCCGGUCAAGUCAACAGCAAACCCAACCACAAAAGCAGCGUGUCUUCACAGGGGUAGUUACUAAACUGCAUGAUACAUUUGGUUUUGUGGAUGAAGAUGUCUUUUUUCAGCUUAGUGCUGUUAAAGGAAAGACACCUCAGGUGGGUGACAGAGUUUUGGUAGAAGCUACUUACAAUCCUAAUAUGCCAUUCAAAUGGAAUGCACAAAGGAUCCAGACACUUCCAAAUCAGAACCAGACGCAAGCUCAGCCGUUACUGAAGACACCUCCGGCAGUUCUUCAGCCCAUUGCACAGCAGACUGCAUUCAGUGUUCAGGCACAGCCGCAGCCUCAGUCCUUGUUGCAGGCACAGAUAUCAGCAGCUUCAAUCACACCUUUGCUUCAGACACAGCCUCAGCCAUUACUGCAGCAGCCACAGCAAAAAGGUGGUUUGUUACAGCCCCCUGUUCGUCUAGUUUCACAGCCUCAACCAGCUCGAAGAUUAGACCCACCAUCCAGAUUUUCUGGGAGGAAUGACAGAGGAGGAGACCCUAUGCCAAACCGAAAAGAUGACAGGAGUCGUGAAAGAGAACGAGAGAGACGUAGGUCCCGGGAAAGAUCACCCCAGAGAAAACGGUCCAGAGAGAGAUCACCUAGACGAGAGAGAGAGAGGUCGCCUCGAAGACCGCGACGUGUUGUUCCACGUUACACGGUUCAGUUCUCCAAGUUUUCAUUGGACUGCCGUAGCUGUGAUAUGAUGGAGCUGAGGAGGCGUUACCAGAACUUGUAUAUCCCAAGCGAUUUCUUUGAUGCUCAAUUUACAUGGGUGGAUGCUUUUCCUAUGUCUAGACCAUUUCAGCUGGGAAACUACUGUAAUUUCUACGUAAUGCAUAGAGAAGUAGAUCCUAUAGACAAAAACGCUGCUGUCCUUGACCCACCCGAUGCUGAUCAUCUGUACAGUGCAAAGGUGAUGUUGAUGGCUAGUCCUAGUAUGGAAGAUCUCUAUCACAAGUCAUGCGCUCUGGCUGAAGAUCCCCAAGAACUUCGUGACGGAUUUCAGCAUCCUGCUAGACUUGUAAAGUUUUUAGUGGGUAUGAAAGGCAAAGAUGAAGCCAUGGCUAUUGGAGGACACUGGUCCCCAUCACUGGAUGGACCUGAUCCAGAAAAGGACCCUUCCGUGCUGAUAAAGACGGCUAUUCGUUGUUGCAAGGCUCUUACAGGGAUUGACUUAAGUGUGUGCACACAAUGGUACCGUUUUGCAGAGAUUCGCUACCAUCGCCCUGAGGAGACCCACAAGGGGCGUACAGUUCCAGCUCAUGUGGAGACAGUGGUUUUAUUUUUCCCGGAUGUUUGGCAUUGCCUUCCCACCCGCUCAGAGUGGGAAACCCUCUCCCGAGGAUACAAGCAGCAGCUGGUCGAGAAGCUUCAGGGUGAACGCAAGGAGGCUGAUGGAGAACAGGAUGAAGAGGAAAAGGAUGAUGGGGAAGCUAAAGAGAUCUCUACACCUACGCACUGGUCUAAACUGGAUCCAAAGACAAUGAAGGUAAAUGACCUUCGCAAAGAAUUAGAAAGUCGAACCCUUAGCUCUAAAGGACUGAAAUCUCAGUUGAUAGCUCGACUGACAAAGCAGCUGAAAGUAGAGGAGCAAAAAGAAGAGCAAAAGGAGCUAGAGAAGUCUGAGAAAGAAGAGGAAGAGGAGGAGGAUAGGAAAUCUGAAGAUGACAAAGAGGAAGAGGAAAGAAAACGUCAAGAAGAAAUGGAACGUCAGAGGCGGGAGAGACGAUACAUCUUGCCUGAUGAACCAGCAAUCAUUGUACAUCCUAACUGGGCAGCAAAGAGUGGAAAGUUUGACUGUAGCAUUAUGUCUCUUAGUGUUCUUCUGGACUAUAGAUUAGAAGAUAAUAAAGAACAUUCCUUUGAGGUAUCAUUGUUUGCAGAGCUCUUCAAUGAAAUGCUUCAGAGAGAUUUUGGUGUCAGAAUUUACAAAGCACUGAUUUCUCUCCCAGAGAGGGAGGACAAAAAAGACAAAAAAAGCAAAAAAGAUGAGAGAAAAGAAAAAAAAGAAGAAAAAGAUGAUGAAACAGAUGAUCCAAAACCGAAGAGGAGAAAAUCUGGAGAUGAUAAAGACAAAAAAGAAGAUAGAGAGGAAAAGAAGAGGGAAGAUAAAAGGAAAGAUGAUUCUAAAGACGAAGAAGAAACUGAAGAUGACAAUAAUCAAGAAGAAUAUGACCCGAUGGAGGCAGAAGAUGCUGAAGAUGAAGAUGAAGACCGGGAUGAAGAAGAAAUGAACAAACGGGAGGACAGAAGAGAGGGAAAUAGGCAUUGUAAAGAGAGGUCGUCUAAAGAUAAAGAGAAAGACAAGACGCAGAUGGUAACUGUGAAUAGGGAUCUUCUGAUGGCUUUCGUUUAUUUUGAUCAAAGUCAUUGUGGGUAUCUUCUGGAGAAGGACAUGGAGGAGAUACUGUACACUCUUGGACUACACCUGUCACGAGCUCAGGUCAAGAAGCUACUUAAUAAAGUCGUGCUUAGAGAAUCUUGCUUUUACAGAAGACUAACAGAUACUUCUAAAGAUGAAGAAAAUCAAGAAGAGUCUGAAGAGCUACAGGAAGAUAUGUUAGGAAACAGAUUACUGUUACCAUCGCCUACUAUAAAGCAAGAAUCAAAAGCCAUAGAAGAAAAUGUCGGCCUCAUUGUGUACAAUGGAGCUAUGGUGGAUGUUGGGAGCCUUUUACAGAAGCUGGAGAAGAGUGAAAGAGUGCGGGCAGAGAUAGAACAAAAGCUUCAGUUACUAGAAGAAAAAACAGAUGAGGAUGAAAAGACCAUACUACAAUUGGAGAAUUCUAACAAAAGUCUAUCUACGGAGCUCAAAGAAGUGAAAAAGGACCUUGGCCAACUGCAAGAAAAUUUGAAGAUUUCGGAUGAUAAAAAAUUGCAAUUUGAGGUUCAGCUGAAUAAGACAAUCAAAAAUUUAGCUACUGUUAUGGAUGAAAUACAGAGUGUUCUUAAACAGGAUAUUGUGAAGAAUGAAGAUAAAGAUCAGAAAUCCAAAGAAAAUGGAGCAAACGUAUGAUAAAACUGCUGCUGUUUAGAAGAAUGGUGUUACAUAAUGUAAUAUAAAUCAUGAUACCAGAAUGUAUGGGAAGUGAUGCAUGUUUGAUUUUAGUAGUAUAAAUAUCUUAGUUCCAAAAGAUGUAUAAAGUUUUAUGAAUGUGAGUGUCAGCUUCUGAAGAUUGCUUGUAAUUCUUAGCAUUCAAUUUGAGACACUCCUCGAGUGAAAAUAAUUUUGCAUUGCAAAAUGUUUUAGGAUGAACUUUGUUACAGUUUUAACCCUAACAAAGUUCAUCAACGUAA